AUGGGGCCCAGCCGCUUUCUGGUCUCGGAAGAGGAAAUAAGGGCAUUGGCGAGACUGCAGGUAAACAUGAGUGAACCACAGAGUACUCCAGAACAGAUGGCAGCUGGAAAGAGCCAUGGUGGUAUUGGUGGCAACUACAAGAGCAUCAAACAGGAUAAACACCGCUGUCUUGUCAUUUACAUUCCUGAUAUUCAGAUCACGCUCUAUGAAUUGGAGAAUUUCCAGGGGAAGAAGUGCGAGCUCACCGGAGAGUGCCAGAACUUGGGAGAGAAAGGGCUUGAGAAAGUUGGAUCAAUCCAGGUGGAAUCUGGACCAUGGCUCAGUUUUGAGCGGCAAGCAUUUGGUGGAGAACAGUUUGUCCUGGAAAAGGGGGACUAUCCAAGAUGGGACACCUGGUCUAACAGCCACAGGAGUGACUAUUUGAUGUCCACCCGUCCCUUGAACAUUGACAGCGCUGAUCAUAAAAUCCACCUAUUUGAAAAUGCUGGCUAUAAUGGAAGGAAGAUGGAGAUUGUGGAUGACGAUGUACCCAGUCUUUGGGCUCAUGGCUUCCAGGAUCGUGUGGCCAGUAUUAAGGUCCUCAAUGGAACUUGGGUAGGAUAUGAAUAUCCUGGCUACAGAGGUCGUCAGUAUGUCUUUGAGAAGAAUGAAUACAGGCACUGGAAUGACUGGGAGGCCAACCAACCCCAGAUACAGUCUGUUCGCCGUAUCCGUGACAUGCAGUGGCACAAGCGUGGUUGCUUUGCUCCAGCCCCAGUAGCAGCAGCUUCUGCUGCCCCUGCCCCUGCCCCAGCAAGUAGCUGAAGGAGAUUAAAGCACACUCAUCAGUUGUCACCCUCUUCUGCUGAAAAGCACAGCAAGAAGAAACGAGUAAAAUGAUUUUAAAACUUGAUAGCGUUUCUUUAU
This is a messenger RNA of Bufo gargarizans (Asiatic toad), 906 nucleotides long. RefSeq names its product crystallin beta B3 (gene CRYBB3). The transcript is spliced from 6 exons. The record is from RefSeq and is a predicted model, not a curated record. Bases 1 to 804 code for a protein of 267 amino acids. Gene Ontology annotation, molecular function: structural constituent of eye lens. Gene Ontology annotation, biological process: visual perception; lens development in camera-type eye. Lineage: Eukaryota; Metazoa; Chordata; Amphibia; Anura; Bufonidae.